AUGGGAAAGUUUUCGUCGCACCACGUGACCGCCACCAUCCCUACCAAUAAUGUCGCCCCCGUCGCCGUGAAGGCCAAGCGCACGAGGAAAACCAUUCCUCGCGACUCCCCGCCUCAACGGAGCUCAAUUUAUCGCGGCGUUACAAGACAUCGAUGGACCGGGCGAUAUGAAGCACAUCUGUGGGACAAGAACUGCUGGAAUGAGGCGCAGAACAAGAAAGGGAGACAAGUCUAUCUCGGCGCUUAUGACGAGGAAGAAGCAGCCGCUCACGCCUACGAUUUGGCUGCCCUCAAGUAUUGGGGACAAGACACUAUUCUUAAUUUUCCGUUGUCAAUGUACCAGAAAGAGAUCAUAGAAAUGGAAGGGCAGUCGAGAGAAGAAUACAUUGGAUCAUUAAGAAGGAAAAGCAGUGGAUUUUCACGAGGAGUAUCCAAGUACAGAGGAGUUGCAAGACAUCAUCACAACGGGAGAUGGGAAGCUCGAAUUGGGAGAGUUUUUGGAAAUAAAUAUCUCUACCUUGGAACUUAUGCUACGCAAGAAGAGGCCGCCAUAGCCUACGACAUGGCGGCCAUAGAAUACCGCGGCCUAAACGCCGUCACCAACUUCGAUCUAAGCCGAUACAUAAAAUGGCUAAGACCUAACAACAACAAUAAUUCUACGAACAUUAACACAACUCCGGCGACCUCAAACCCCCGGGGGCCCGGAAGCUCAGCCCCCCUCCACCUCCCCAAUCACGCCCCCGCUGCCUCAUCAUCUCAGGCGCGGGCCCCCACAACUGCCACGUCAGCCCUAGGGCUUCUUCUACAGUCUUCCAAGUUCAAAGAAAUGAUGGAAAUGACACUGGCUGCAGAGUGCCCGCCGGAGUCGAAAAUGGCUGCAGACCCGCCGCCGCCGCCACCGAGCAGCAUCCCGGAGGAUGUGAAGACAUACUUCGAGUCGAAUGAAUUCUGCGCGUAUAAUGAGCACGGCGACGAUUUCUUCGGGGAGCUUAACUCGUUCAUGGGGCAGCCUAUGGGUCAUGAUGAUCAGUUUGGUGAUGUGAUUUAAUUUGAUCUGUUGUUUUUUUAGGUUUUUCUUGAUUCAAAAGGGUUCAUUCUUUCGAGUAUCUCCAUAUUUUUUGUAGAUACUAAGAUUGUAAUAAGAG
Molecule: messenger RNA, 1144 nt
Organism: Andrographis paniculata
Lineage: Eukaryota; Viridiplantae; Streptophyta; Magnoliopsida; Lamiales; Acanthaceae
Product: AP2-like ethylene-responsive transcription factor At1g16060
Exons: 8
Coding region: 1-1047 (348 amino acids)
Biological process (GO): regulation of DNA-templated transcription
Molecular function (GO): DNA-binding transcription factor activity; DNA binding
Source: RefSeq, a predicted model, not a curated record